UAUUCACACAGAGUCGACAGACUAAAUACGUAAAUUUACAAAGCUCGACAGUGCGUUCAUUUUUAAUUAUUUUAUUUUAACUGUGACGUUAAUGUUGUGUGUUUUUUUUUGUUUUCCGAUUGUUUUAUCUCCUACUCAUCGAGUUGCGUACGAGCAGUAUUGUAUGGACCACAGAGAGAGCUGUUUGUGUUUGUGUCGUAAAGUGAUACCUGCCUAAGUUGAUUAAUACGGUGAUGAGGCAAAUAUAUUAAUCUUGUACCUAUAUUUGUGUGUCGAACGAAUAUAAAGUAAACAUUCGUAAUCAAUAGGUAUUAAAUGCACCUGUAGGAUAAAGAAUUUGAAAUUUAUAAAUUAAAACGAGUAAUAUUAAUAGUAAUCAUGGAUUACCUAAGUGGUUGGUGUAAAAGUCAGCAACGGUUGGAUGGCUGCACGGUCAUCGUGACUGGCAGCAACACUGGUAUUGGCAAAGAAGCUGUUUUGGAUUUCUACAAGAGGGGAGGUCACAUCAUAAUGGCUUGCCGGAAUUUGGACAAGGCAAAGGUGGCUAAAGAAGACAUAGAGGAGCAGUGCAAGGGACAGGAAGGCACGGGCUCCCUCGUGGUGGAGCACCUCGACCUGUGCCGGCUGGAAAGUGUGCGCGAGUUCGCGCGGCGCGUGUCGGCGCGCGAGCGCAGCCUGCGCGCGCUGCUGUGCAACGCGGGCGUCAUGAUGUGCCCGCUGGCGCGCACGGAGGACGGCUUCGAGACACACAUCGGAUCCAACCACCUCGCGCAUGCGCUGCUCGCGCUGCUACUGCUGCCGCUUCUCAUUCGGGAAAAGCACUCUAGGGUUGUCUUUGUUUCAUCAUACGUACAUGCAAAACACAAAUUAGACUUGGAUGAUUUGAAUUUUGAGAAGAAACCCUACAAUGCCUUCGAAGCCUACUGCAGAAGUAAAUCUGCGAAUAUUUUAUUUUCCAGAGCUCUUGCUGAUAAAUUAAAGGAACACAACAUAGAAAAUGUGACGACGUAUAGUUUGCACCCUGGCGUCAUUCGCACAGAGAUCAGUCGGCACUUCGAUGAGACCGUUUGGUACGGCGCGUCAUGGCUGUUCAAUAAUGUGCUCGGUCUCUUCUUGAAGUCACCGCAAUGUGGUGCUCAGACCUCCAUAUACUGCGCUAUAGAUGAAUCCUGUGCUGAUGAAAGUGGGCGUUACUACAGCGAUUGUGCGGUGACUCAGCCGUCGAAGCAGUGUCAAGAUGAAGCUCAAGCUGCUAAACUAUGGGACCUUACAAUUGAGGCUCUUAAACUGGACCUGGAUAAAUUCAAUCCUUUUGAUCCUAAUUCUCAUAUUAAUUGAAGUACCCAAUAGUAUUAAGUACCUACAUGAAUGAAUAAGAGACUGGCAAGUUGCAUCUGGCGAGUUUGAUUAGAGUAGGUACGUAAGUCCUCAUUUACAGAGUGGCUGGCGGUGCGUUGCGUGCUUGUCGUACCUACAUUAUAGCAGGAGGUCGCGUCAUUGUCCGCGAAAACACUAACAUGCGAGCAAUGUACCACGACGACGACGAACGCACGAAGACAUCUCAUCUCGCACGCGUCACGCCCCAUCUCCGUAGACGACGCCUAUAUGAAUUAGACGGGAUUUGUGUAGUAGGUACCUACUCAGUCUAGUUCAAGAUACGUUCAAAUAAGUCUAAUCAGCGGAAUUCUCUAAUGUUGUAAAAUAAUAGGUAAUAAAUGA
This is a messenger RNA of Spodoptera exigua (beet armyworm), 1719 nucleotides long. Lineage: Eukaryota; Metazoa; Arthropoda; Insecta; Lepidoptera; Noctuidae. The record is from the annotation of a GenBank genome assembly.